Cicer arietinum (chickpea) is the source of this 3744-nucleotide messenger RNA. Its product is annotated as ubiquitin-activating enzyme E1 1-like. Gene Ontology annotation, cellular component: cytoplasm; SUMO activating enzyme complex. Lineage: Eukaryota; Viridiplantae; Streptophyta; Magnoliopsida; Fabales; Fabaceae. The record is from RefSeq and is a predicted model, not a curated record. Gene Ontology annotation, biological process: protein sumoylation. Gene Ontology annotation, molecular function: SUMO activating enzyme activity.
AUCGUCCUUUCUGCUCUCUUCUCUCUCUGAGAAGACCAAACCACAAACAUAGAAAGAGGGAGAGAAAUGGAAGUUGCACCUGUCCUAUCCCUAGAUUCCCAAACCCUAGAAUAGUACUAUCCACCUUCUUUUAAUUCAUAAAUCCAUAAAUACCCCUCUCUUUUCGUUAACCAAACUUUAUAAUUUCUCAUUUUCAUAAACCAAACUUUAUAAUUUCUCAUUUCUCAUUUCUAGUAUAAAACCAAAAAACUUCAUAAAAAAGAAUCACUAUUUCUUACACAUUGCAAAACCCAAACGAAAAACCGUUUUCUUCCGAUUCUCAUCUUCGUUUCUUAACUUCAUCUCGAAGUUCCAAUCGCUUAUUGCACUAUAUGCUUCCUAGAAAGAGACACUGUGAAGGAGUGGUUGUGGAAGAAGAUACUGAUAAUAUAAGUUUUCCGAAUAAGAAUCGGAUCGUUACCGCUGUCGGAGCUGCCGAUUCGGUUGUUAACAGCGACCGGAAUUUAAGCAGCAGUAGUAACAACAACAGCAGUAGUAGUGGGUACGUUAUGGCUUUUGGAGAUAACAAUCCGCCGGAUAUUGAUGAGGAUCUGCAUAGCCGUCAGCUUGCUGUGUAUGGUCGAGAGACCAUGCGGAGGCUCUUUGGGGCUAGUGUCCUUGUCUCUGGGAUGCAGGGUCUUGGCGUUGAGAUUGCGAAGAAUCUCAUUCUUGCUGGUGUCAAGUCUGUGACCUUACACGAUGAGGGGACUGUUGAGCUAUGGGAUCUGUCUAGUAAUUUCGUGUUUUCGGAGAAUGAUGUUGGUAAGAACAGAGCAUUGGCUUCUGUUGGUAAGUUGCAGGAGCUGAACAAUGCAGUGGUCGUGCUAAGCUUGACAUCUGAGCUGACUACAGAACAACUUUCUGAUUUCCAAGCUGUUGUUUUUACUGAUAUUAGUCUUGAGAAAGCUGUUGAGUUCAAUGAUUACUGUCACAACCAUCAACCUUCUAUUGCUUUUAUUAAAGCUGAAGUUAGAGGCCUUUUUGGUUCUGUCUUUUGUGAUUUUGGACCAGAGUUUACUGUUUUGGAUGUUGAUGGAGAGGAACCCCAUACUGGCAUAAUUGCAUCUGUCAGCAACGACAAUCCUGCUCUAGUAUCAUGUGUUGAUGAUGAGAGACUUGAGUUUCAGGAUGGAGAUCUAGUUGUGUUCUCUGAAGUUCAUGGCAUGAAGGAAUUGAAUGACGGAAAGCCAAGGAAAAUAAAAAAUGCUAGAGCUUAUUCGUUUACCCUUGAAGAAGACACCACAAAUUUUGGUAUGUAUGAAAAAGGCGGUAUUGUCACACAAGUUAAACAACCAAAGGUAUUGAACUUUAAGCCACUGAAGGAAGCACUCAGUGAUCCAGGUGAUUUUCUUCUGAGUGAUUUUUCCAAGUUUGAUCGCCCACCUCUCCUUCACUUAGCAUUCCGGGCUUUGGAUAAGUUCAUUUCCGAGUUGGGUCACUUCCCUGUUCCUGGAGUAGAGGAUGAUGCACAAAAGCUUAUAUCCAUUGCCAGUGAUUUGAAUGACAGCUCAGGUGACGAUAAAAUAGAAGAUAUAAAUCCCAAACUUUUGCGACACUUUGCCUUUGGGGCUAGGGCUGUACUGAACCCUAUGGCUGCCAUGUUUGGUGGAAUUGUUGGACAAGAGGUUGUCAAAGCAUGCUCUGGGAAGUUUCAUCCACUUUUUCAAUUUUUCUAUUUUGAUUCUGUGGAAUCACUUCCUUCUGAGCAACUGGACCCAGAUGAUUUCAGACCAGUAAAUAGUCGUUAUGAUGCACAGAUUUCAGUUAUUGGACGCAAGUUACAAAAGAAAUUAGAGGAUUCUCAAGUGUUUGUUGUUGGUUCUGGUGCUUUGGGAUGUGAAUUUUUAAAAAAUCUUGCUCUUAUGGGAGUUUCUUGUGGGAAUCACGGGAAGCUGACAAUUACUGAUGAUGAUGUGAUCGAAAAGAGCAAUCUAAGCAGACAGUUUCUCUUCCGUGAUUGGAAUAUUGGACAGGCUAAGUCCACAGUUGCGGCUUCAGCUACUUUAUCUAUCAAUCCUAGUUUUAAUAUUGAAGCUCUACAAAACCGUGUCAGCACUGAAACUGAAAAUGUGUUUAAUGAUACCUUCUGGGAAAACUUGAGUGUUGUGAUAAAUGCGCUGGACAAUGUGAAUGCAAGACUAUACGUUGAUCAGAGAUGCAUGUAUUUCCAAAAGCCUCUUCUUGAAUCUGGGACUCUUGGUGCGAAAUGCAAUACCCAGAUGGUCAUUCCCCAUCUUACAGAAAAUUACGGUGCAUCAAGAGAUCCUCCAGAGAAACAGGCCCCAAUGUGCACUGUACACUCAUUUCCACACAAUAUUGACCAUUGCUUGACAUGGGCGCGAUCAGAGUUUGAUGGUUUGCUCGAGAAAACUCCAGCUGAAGUGAAUACAUAUUUGUCGAACCCAAGUGAAUAUACUAAUGCAAUGAGGAAAGCUGGGGAUGCUCAAGCAAGGGAUAAUUUGGAGCGUGUUCUUGAUUGCCUGGACAAGGAUAAGUGUGAAACUUUUGAAGAUUGUAUUAAUUGGGCUCGGCUAAAGUUUGAAGAUUAUUUUGCUGAUCGGGUGAAGCAGUUGACCUAUACUUUUCCUGAAGAUGCUACAACUAGUACUGGAGCUCCUUUCUGGUCUGCCCCAAAAAGAUUUCCCCGUCCACUGCAGUUCUCAACCUCUGAUCUGGGUCAUCUACAUUUUGUGAUGGCUGCUGCUAUUUUACGUUCAGAAACUUUUGCUAUCCCCAUUCCUGACUGGGGGAAGAACCCUAGUAAGGUGGCUGAAGCAGUUGAUAGGGUGAUUGUACCUGACUUUCAGCCUAAGGAAGGGGUGAAAGUAGUGACAGAUGAGAAGGCCACUAGUCUUUCCACUGCGUCUGUAGAUGAUGCAGUUGUUAUUAAUGAUCUAAUAACCAAGUUAGAGAGGUGCCGGACAAAGUUUACCCCCACAUUCAGGAUGAAACCAAUUCAGUUUGAGAAGGAUGAUGAUACAAACUACCAUAUGGAUGUGAUUGCUGGGCUUGCCAAUAUGAGGGCUCGGAAUUACAGCAUUCCUGAGGUUGACAAGCUCAAAGCCAAGUUUAUUGCUGGACGAAUCAUUCCUGCAAUUGCAACCUCUACUGCCAUGGCCACUGGUCUUGUCUGCCUGGAGCUGUACAAAGUUUUGGAUGGGGAACACAAAGUCGAAGAUUACAGAAACACAUUUGCCAAUUUAGCAUUGCCUCUCUUUUCAAUGGCCGAGCCAGUGCCACCAAAGGUUAUCAAUCAUCGAGACACAAGUUGGACAGGUUGGGACCGAUGGACUCUGGAUAACAAUCCUACCCUAAAGGAACUUCUUCAGUGGCUGAAGGCUAAAGGAUUGAAUGCUUAUAGUAUCUCAUGUGGAAAUUGUCUGCUUUAUAAUAGCAUGUUCCCUAGGCAUAAAGAGCGAAUGGACAAAAAGAUAGCAGAUCUGGGAAGGGAAGUAGCUAAGUUGGAAAUUCCUCCAUACCGUCGUCAUUUGGAUGUUGUUGUGGCAUGUGAGGAUGACGAUGAUAAUGAUGUUGAUAUCCCUCAAGUAUCCAUAUAUUUCCGUUAGGUUGUUCUCAUCUUUAGGCAAAAUGACAGCAUGUUUGACUCAUGCUCCAUAUUCAUGAAUCAUAAUGAUGCAGCCAGCAUUGUUGACUAUUUCUCACAGUUCAUAUAUGAAUUCAAUAGCAACUUUCAAUCCUUGUGUA